AAAAAAAAUAGACUCUGCCAAAAUGUCUGUAUCAUCAUCACCGCUUUGCUUCUAAAUAUAGGCAUUCAAAUUCAGCUGUACCUUCCCACAACAAAAAGCUCAAAGACAACAGCAAAGCUUCUAAACCCCCAUUCAAACGCUACUUCGAUCUCUCAGAACUGUAAAGUAACAACAAGGAUUCCAAUUCUUUCCGCUUCAGCCUCUAGAUCUCCAAGAUUGCAGCUUUCUCCAGUAUUAUCCAUCUUUGAUCUCCAAAGACAUAUAUCAAGUUUAUAUCAUGAAUACAGAGUCAGAAAUGCCCGGGGCUGAAAAAGGAGAGCAAGCCAACAUAAAUGCAUUUCGUAGCUUUAAUGUUUCUGAGCAGAUAGACUGUUUCAACAAUAUGGCUAAAGAACUAUCUGCAUCAAAUAAUCAUGCUGGGAGUAAGCUCCCUGAUGUGUUCCAGUUGAAGAUUGGCUGUGAAGACAUCCCAGCUCACAAGAUUUCAGAACUGAUGAAACAAAAAAGUUUGGAGAGUGCUUCCACUCGGUUAUUGUUCAGUGCUGUGAGUGACAUUCUAAAUGAAAACAUUGAGAGAAAGAAUGGGGAUAUUCCUCAGUGUGUUUCAUCUCUACUAAAGCUAGUUCUGCAAGAAAUUGAGCAACGUGUUUCAAAGCAAUCUGAAAAUCUGAGAAAGCAACAUAACUCCUACAAGUCUCGCGAAGAAAAAUAUCAAUUAAAAGAUAGAGCAUAUGAGGCUCUUAGAACAGGAGCUGCUGAAGAACAUGAGAUUGAGAAGGCUAAAUUGGAGGAGAAGGAAAAACACAGGGAGCAGAUAAUUUGUAUGUUGCAGAAAGAUAAAGAUCAUCAUGAAAUGCAGAUUUCUUCACUAAACCAUGAGUUAGAGCUGUGCAAAAAGACAUAUGAAGAGAAAUGCUUGCAAUUGGAAACACAUGCAGAGAAAACGACAAUCGAGUUAGGGAAUAAGAUAAUGGAACUUGAGUAUCUUCUUACUGACUCAAAGAAGAAGGCAGAAGAACUUGAAGCUUUUUCAGAGUCAAAGUUGCUGAAAUGGAAAAGAAAAGAACAUGUCUACAAACACUUCAUAGAGUCCCAGUCUGGAUCUUUACAGGCAUUGAGAAUGGCAUCUGAGUCCUUAAAAAAAGAUGUUUUGCGGACCAAGGAGAUCUAUGCUGAAGAACUAUACAACUUUGGAUUUGAUCUCAAGGGGCUAAUAGAAGCUGCUCAGAAUUACCAUACAGUGCUUGAAGAGAAUAGAAAACUUUACAACGAGGUUCAAGACUUGAAAGGCAAUAUUAGAGUAUAUUGUCGAAUAAGGCCAUUCUUGCCAGACCAAAACAGUAAAAGAACAACUAUGGACUACAUUGGUGAGAAUGGGGAACUGGUUGUUGUGAAUCCUUUAAAACAUGGAAAAGACAGCCACCGGCUCUUCAAAUUCAACAAAGUGUUUGGUCCUACUUCUACUCAAGAGGAGGUAUUUCGAGACACUCAACCAUUAAUUAGGUCUGUUCUUGAUGGGUACAAUGUCUGCAUCUUUGCCUAUGGUCAGACAGGUUCCGGAAAAACAUACACUAUGAGUGGACCUAGCAUGUCAUCAAUGGAGGAUUGGGGUGUUAACUACCGAGCUCUGAAUGAUCUAUUCCACAUUUCUCAAAGUAGAAAAGGCUCCAUAGUAUAUGAAGUUGGUGUUCAAAUGGUUGAGAUAUAUAAUGAACAAGUCCGUGACUUACUUUGCACUGAAAGCUCUCAAAAAAGGCUUGGGAUUUGGAAUACUACCCAACCGAAUGGGUUAGCUGUACCUGAUGCUAGCAUGCACCCUGUAAGAUCAACUGCAGAUGUUUUGGAAUUGAUGAAUAUUGGUUUAAUGAAUAGAGCUGUUGGUGCUACUGCCCUCAAUGAAAGAAGCAGUCGGUCCCACAGUGUCCUUACUGUUCAUGUGCGUGGGACGGAUUUGGAGACCAACGAGGUUUUGCGCGGUUGUCUACAUUUGGUAGAUCUUGCUGGCAGUGAAAGAAUAGACCGCUCUGAAGCUACAGGGGAAAGAUUACGAGAAGCACAACAUAUAAACAAAUCUUUAUCAGCAUUGGGGGAUGUGAUCUUUGCUUUAGCACAUAAAAGUAAUCAUGUACCAUACAGAAAUAGUAAACUAACUCAAGUUCUUCAAAGCUCUUUAGGUGGCCAGGCAAAGACACUCAUGUUUGUGCAGUUAAAUCCUGAUGUGGAAUCUUAUUCUGAAACUGUAAGCACACUAAAGUUUGCUGAGCGGGUGUCUGGAGUUGAACUAGGAGCUGCAAAAAGUAAUAAGGAGGGUAGGGGUGUAAAAGAGCUCAUGGAUCAGGUUGCUUUUCUAAAGCAAACAAUUGCAAAGAAAGAUGAAGAGAUUGGACGGUUGAGGCUGCGAAAAACAAAUACUAACGGGGAGAGACAUGGUAUGGGCUCACUAAAAAACGGGUCUGCCUCUCCACGACGUUAUUCAUUAGGGGGGCCACGACAAAGCAGCAAAGGAGAGAGGAGUUCAAGACUUUCUGAGAAAGCUGCUUCGGACCAUAGCUCAGAGUACAGUGAUAGGCUUUCAGAAGCCGGGUCUCAGCAGUCAAUGGAUGAGUUUAGGCACCACAGUGAAUUCUUUCGAGAUUCAAGGUUUGCUGUAGUAAGUGGAGGUCAAAAUUUCGGUGAAGUUGAUUCAAGGGCUGCUGUGGCGGAUGGAGGUCAGAAUUGUAAUGAAGACACGGAGCUCAUAGGAUUUGGUGAUGCAGACUCUGAAGAGAGAUUAAGUGAUAUUUCUGAUAGCGUUCUUUCAAUGGGAACAGAAACGGAAUCCACCAAUAGUAUCGUAGAACACACACUUUUCCCUGAAGUUACUAAACCUCCUUCAGAUGCCACCGAGAAGCCGAGAAUUCCAACAAAAUUACAGAGAUUACCAGAAAAGCAGACUUCAAAGGGAUCAUCAUCUCGAAUGUCAUUGAACAAGACUGCCACUAAAGUUUCAAGUUCCAAAAAAUCAACUGCAAGCAGCUCAUCUGCAGUUAAACCCCCCACCAGAAGAUGGCAGUAACUCAACGACGCAAGACAUACAAAAGUGAUCGUGUUUGUAAGAUGGAGUCUUCGUUGGCUCCAAAUCUACGCUAUUGCCUUUAGCUUUUAGUUGUUGUGGUAGAAAAGGUGUAGAAGCUUUGUUGUGUAACAAGCUUAAGAAAAUUGUUCAGGAUGAUUUAACCCUAAAUUAAACCCCCCAUUUUCUUACUUUGUAAGAAGGAAAAGGAGAAAAAUCUGGAGGGGAGAAAUGGAAGCAGGAGUUCUUAGGAUGUAGGUCAAGAUUCUAGUGUAUAUCUAAUUGUCUGCAACUGCCAAGUCUUUUCAUAGACUUGUAAAAACAUUUUUUAGGCUAUUUAAUGAUUUUACUAUGUUAAUUUA
Messenger RNA from Ipomoea triloba (trilobed morning glory), 3414 nucleotides. Its product is annotated as kinesin-like protein KIN-14J. The record is from RefSeq and is a predicted model, not a curated record. Gene Ontology annotation, biological process: microtubule-based movement. The coding region runs from base 278 to 3055 and encodes 925 amino acids. Lineage: Eukaryota; Viridiplantae; Streptophyta; Magnoliopsida; Solanales; Convolvulaceae. Gene Ontology annotation, molecular function: ATP binding; microtubule binding; microtubule motor activity. The transcript is spliced from 18 exons.